UUAAGAUGUUGUUUGCGCUAGCCACGAACUGCGCAUUGGCUCGGCUCCAGUCACAGGCUGAAGUUUCGCCAAGCGAAAAGCUGGCCACAGCCCUGAGUUCCUUCACACACUUCCUCAAAAACUUGGGGAUCCGCAAAGACGCAUCGCGCCGUUUUUGGCGUAUCGCGGCGCUCAGAAGGAGCCCUCAAAACGAGGGCGCAUCGGCCGGAUUCGGUCAACCGUCACAUGGCGAUCUUCGUGGAGGCGGAGUGCGCGCUGACACAGGAGGGCGACGAGGUCUGCCUGGCCGGCGCCACGGCCAACCUGGGCGCCUGGGACGUGUCCAAGGCGCUGCGCCUCAGCACAGGCCCGGAGAUCUGGCCCCGCUGGGCCGCGGAGGUCGAAGUGCCCAAGGGUACGGAGUGCAAGCUCAUCCUCCGACGACGUGCGGGGCAAGUGGAGUGGGAGGGUAUCAACGGCAAUCGAACUUGGCCGGAGGCCAGUGCGAAGGCGAAGCUCUCCAUGAAGUUCGGGGUCCCUGACAUGAAUCUCCGUCAGAACAGCGGCUACGCCCCGGCCGCGACGAGUUCCAAAGCCUCGACGGCAUUGACGCCACCCGCCCAAGCCCCCGUGAAUCCAGCGCCGCCAGCGGCCGUGACUCCGGCCGACCCCAACGCCGCGGCUUCUGUGCGCCUGCCCAGCGCAGCGAUGAAAGGGCUGAAGGUGCCGGAAGAAGAGGGCCAUACGUUGACGUCGCCCGGGUCCAGCAAGACGCCCAAAAGCAGGGACUUGAGAGGGCGCUUCAUCAUUGAGAUGGAGGAUGGAUAUGAAACCAACAUCGAAGAGCGCUUUACCAUGGACAAGACCCAGAUUGGGGACGGAGCAUUCAGCGUGGUGACGCGGGCAACGAACAAGGCCACUGGCGCCGUGCGGGCGGUGAAAAGUGUGCUGAAGAGUCGAGUGCCGUCGAUGGAAGCCUUGCACGCGGAGAUUGAGAUGGCCAAGAACAUGGACCACCCGAACAUCGUGAGGUUAUACGCGGUCUACGAGGAUCAACGCCAUGUCUACUUGGUCAUGGAGCUGUGUGAGGGAGGGGAGUUGUUUGACCGGGUCGGAGACGCCUUUACAGGUGGAGAAGAGGUGGUGCGGAAGUGCAUGCGCCAGAUCUUCGCCUCCGUGGCCUACUGCCAUGCCCACAGCAUUGCGCACCGCGACCUGAAGCCGGAGAACUACUUGCUGCAUGACAAGGACAAGCCAUUGGCAGAGACCACCUUGAAGCUCAUCGAUUUCGGCUUGGCCAAGCGAUUGCCGGAGAGCGGGCACCUGAAAACCCGAGUGGGCACACCCUACUACGUCGCGCCGGAGGUUCUCGCUCAGAACUACGGAGAGCCCGCAGAUGUUUGGAGCUGCGGGGUGAUGAUGUACAUCCUCUGUUGCGGCCGUCCGCCCUUCAACGCCGACAAAGACAGCGACAUCCUGAAAUUGAUCAAGAUCGGGAAGUACAGCAUGAGUGAUGCAUGCUGGAGCUCUGUGAGUGACAAUGCAAAGCAUCUCAUCAAGUCUUGCUUAGAGAUGGUUCCGCGCAAGCGCAUUACGGCACAGGAUGCCUUGCAUCAUGAGUGGUUUCAUGCAGAGGCGGUCGCCUCAGGUGCUUUGGACGCGGAUGUCAUGCGGAACUUCCGGUCCUUCAGCAUGGCCAACCGCUUCAGGAAGGCUGCGCUGACGGCAGUGGCGUAUCAGUUAACUGAGGAGGAGCAGAAAGAUUUAAGAGAAGUCUUCAUGAGGCUGGAUACGAACGGGGACGGGCAUUUGAGCCUCGAAGAGAUCAAGGAAGGGUUGAAGCAGCACAUGGAAUUGACCCAGAAGGAUUUGGAGCGAAUCCUUCACGAUGUGGAUUCCAACGGCGACGGUUGGAUCGAGUACACGGAGUUCUUGGCGGCCGCCAUGGACCAGCGCCUGCAGAAGAACGAGUCCGCCUGCUGGCGCGCCUUCAAAACCUUCGACCGGAAUGGAAAUGGGAAGAUCACCUUUGCAGAGCUAGAGCAAGUCCUCGCAGACAAUGACUUGCUCAAGGAAGUUCCUGAUUGCGAGAGUGCCCGCUUCUACUUCGACCAGAUGGAUGCCAAUGGCGAUGGCGAGGUGACCUUUGAUGAGUUCAUGGCAAUGUUGCAUCCCAAAGGCGCUGACCGCGCCAGGAUGCCCAAAACCAUGAGCCUCAGCCAGAUUGCGGACCGAGCAAUGCUGUAGGGAACGCUAGUGUGUUUUAGACAGGGC
This is a messenger RNA of Effrenium voratum, 2253 nucleotides long. Lineage: Eukaryota; Dinophyceae; Suessiales; Symbiodiniaceae. The record is from the annotation of a GenBank genome assembly.